AAGCAAGCAAUUGCAAUAUAAAUUUAAUCUGAUUCAUACAACGGAAGCUUUGUGAGUACUUCAAUUGUUUAAAGAUUUAAAAUAAACAUUUUUUACUUGCACUUUGUGUUUUUGCAUCCGUUUGGCAAAGCGAAAGGCGUUUGUAUAUAAGCAAAAUCCUCCACAAUGCAGAAUCAUUGCAAGCACAGCAUUCGAAUCGUGAGAACAUUCCUUAGCCAAGCAUCCUUAGCAACACACACUAAACAAUAUGAAGGUCAUCACUGUAGCUCUGAUUGCACUGAUCCUGGCUGUUGCGUCAGCCCAUCCUCAGAUCGAACGUGGCUCAAUAUAUGCGCCCAGUGGACGGUUCGCCAUGACUGAGAACUGGGCAGCUCCACCUGUGGACCUGAGUCUACCCAUUAUAUUCCUGCCAGAGGCAACGCCUAUUAGAGAGCCGCCACAGGAGCCAAAGCUCACGCCGCGUCCCUUGAAGAAGAACAUCAUUAUGAGGCAGUUGCUAAUCCUAACCCUGUUCGUGGCCUUAGCCUCUGCUCAGUUCGGUGGCUUUCGUGGAAAUUUCGGUGGUAACUUUGCUGCAAAUUUGGGAUCAAAUCUGGAACAGCAUGCAAAUAGACUGCAGCAAACGGUCUCAGUCAUUGCCAGCAGAUUGCCUUCACCGCCUGUGAUCACAAAUGUGAAAGAUUUUGGUGAAUUUUUGGCGCAAUCUGGCAAAACGUAUGCCUCGGCAGCUGAUCGUCAGUUGAGAGAGGGCAUCUUUGGUGCACGAAAGAGCUUGGUUGAUGCCACCAAUGCGGCCUUCAAGGGCGGAGCUAAGACCUAUGAGCUGGCUGUGAAUGCAUUUGCUGAUCUAACGAAUGCUGAGUUCCUCAAGCAGUUGACUGGCUUAAGGAAGUCAUCGUCCGGCGAAGAAAGCGCGAAGGCGCAUCGUCUGUCACCCAAGCUGAAUAAGAAUGCCAAGGUGCCUGACUCCUUUGAUUGGCGUGAGAAGGGCGGCGUCACGCCCGUCAAAUUCCAGGGCGACUGUGGUUCCUGUUGGUCGUUUGCCGCAACUGGUGCCAUUGAGGGUCACGUGUUCCGGAAAACGGGUAAACUGCCAAAUCUGUCGGAGCAGAAUCUGGUCGAUUGCGGCCCCAAGAAUCUGGGUCUUGAUGGCUGCGAUGGCGGCUUCCAGGAGUAUGCCUUCAAUUUUGUAAAGCAGCAGGAUGGCAUUGCCGUUGGCGGCAAAUAUCCCUACGUGGAUAGGAAGGAUAAUUGCAAGUACAAGAGUAACUUGUCUGGCGCACAAAUCACCGGAUUCGCAGCUAUUCCACCCAAGGAUGAAAAAGCCAUGAAAACGGUGAUUGCUACUCAGGGUCCAUUGGCUUGCUCGGUGUACGGACUGGAGAGCUUGCUGCUGUACAAGAGUGGUAUUUAUGCGGAUGAGGAAUGUAACAAGGGUGAGGUAAAUCACUCCGUUCUGGUCGUUGGUUACGGUUCCGAAAAUGGACAGGACUAUUGGAUUAUCAAGAAUUCGUGGGACACGAUCUGGGGCGAACAAGGCUACUUCCGCUUGCCACGUGGCAAAAACUUCUGCGGCAUUGCCACCGAGUGCAGUUAUCCCAUUGUUUAAUGACAGAAUAUCUUUAUAGCUAAAUAUUUGUCUAUGUAUUGAAAGAAAAGUUAUACAAUUUCAAACAAAUAAAUUUUAUUGUUCUAA
This is a messenger RNA of Drosophila hydei, 1696 nucleotides long. RefSeq names its product digestive cysteine proteinase 1. The transcript has 5 exons. Gene Ontology annotation, cellular component: lysosome. The record is from RefSeq and is a predicted model, not a curated record. Lineage: Eukaryota; Metazoa; Arthropoda; Insecta; Diptera; Drosophilidae. Gene Ontology annotation, molecular function: cysteine-type endopeptidase activity. The coding region runs from base 248 to 1609 and encodes 453 amino acids.